Kwoniella botswanensis is the source of this 1758-nucleotide messenger RNA. RefSeq lists its product as uncharacterized. The record is from RefSeq and is a predicted model, not a curated record. Bases 1 to 1758 code for a protein of 585 amino acids. The transcript has 5 exons. NCBI's taxonomy places the organism in Eukaryota, Fungi, Basidiomycota, Tremellomycetes, Tremellales, Cryptococcaceae. Gene Ontology annotation, molecular function: 3'-tRNA processing endoribonuclease activity. Gene Ontology annotation, cellular component: nucleus.
AUGGCCGCUCAGAUAGGCCAUAGUCAGAAGGCGAAGCCUUUGUCGCCGGUGUCAGUGACAUUUUUGGGAACUAGCAGCGGCGGUGGACCUAUACUGAGUAGGAAUUGCUCGUCGUUGGCAGUAGAUUUUGGUAAUGAAAUAUGGUUGUUCGACGCAGCCGAUGGCACUCUCAUGCGACUUCAUCAAUCCUCUUUACGAAUCGCCAACAUAUCCCGGAUAUUCAUCACCCACAUGCAUGCCGACCACACUCUGGGUCUAGUAGCCAUCAUGAUGACGAUCAUGAGCGGUGUAGGAGUGAAACCAGGGGAGAAUGAGGAACUGGCUAAAUUGGGUAAAAAGAAAAAAGCGACUUUUCACAUAUAUGGUCCAGCUGGAAUAAGGAAGUUGAUCAGGACGACUUUGAGUGUGACUUCGAUCAACCUCGCAGGUGUAUUUGCGAUACAUGAGAUACUUGAACAAGGAGAAGAACCGUCGGUAGAUUGUGAAGAAGAGAAUCUGCACAGUAACGAAGCUGUUGGGAUAGACUUUAUAGCGAAUGAUGAUGGAGUUUGGGAGAAUAUACUGCAACAGGGGAAUGGGAAAAGUGGGAAAGGAUGGAGUGUGAAAGCUGGACCUAUACAUCACCGAGUACCAUCACUGGGAUAUGUGUUAGAAGAACCUAUCCCCCGUGUACAGCUAGAUACAUCUUCCCUGAUACCCCUUUUGAAAUCCAAUGCAGAGGCACUCGCUUCCCUCGAUCCACCUAUCAAACAUCCAUUAUCCCUUCUCUCGCACCUCACUUCCCUACCAUCGCCACCACCAUACACACUCCCUUCGGGCGAUGUGAUCCACCCACCACCGCCAUCCGGAAUAUCACCUCGAAAAUUAGUGAUUUUUGGCGAUUGUUCAGGUGGAACUGAGAAUUCCACUUUCCAGAAGAUGUGUGAAAAUCCGAGUUUGUUAGUACAUGAGUGUACGAAUGGACAUAUACCGCAUGACGUCCAGAGGGGUGAUAAAGGUAUGAAAAUACGGAAGAAAGAUUUGGAACCUUCUCUAGAAGCGAAGAGGGAUAGGUUGUUCUUCCAUAAACCGACGGAUGGCAAGAAGGGUCACCCUCAUGAAAAUGGGAAUGGACAUCAUAGCUUCGAAGAUAUACUAGCGAAAGAUAAUGAAAAGCGAUUAGAAGUUCAGAAAAAAGCUCUAAGUAGGGGUCAUUCGACCCCUGAGGAAGUUGGUAACUUUGCUAAAACCAUCAAAGCUAGAAGAGUGAUCGUCAAUCAUUUCUCAGCAAUGUUCCCUUCACCUCGAUACCCAUCUACCGAACCAUUCCCUUCAAUCCUUUCACCCAUCUCACCAUUCCCCUACCCCUCACCCACUAAUACACCAUCAAAUGCACAUGGUUAUGACCCUCAUGUGGAACCUCAUCCAUUGACCAAGAACGAAUUACAUACCAGAUUGAUCAUGCAAUCGUUAGCCGAUCAAAUUACGGAAAUUUGGUCUCCUAUCGAGGAAGACAAGGUAGUGAGGAUGGCAAUUCCCUCGAGAGAUUUCAUGAGUGUUCGAAUAUCUUCUCAUGAAUUAUCGGAUAUCGAACAAGAUGAUAUUAGACGAUAUAGAGAGGAACUAAAUCGGAUAAUGGGUUCUUGGAAGGAAUGCGGUGGUGUUUGGGUGGAUCUCCCGAAGGAGGUUUCAAGGAUAUGGCUGGGAGUCGAGCCUGCUCCUUUAAUAGGGGGCAAGACGGCACCGCAGGAAGGGAAUCACAUACGAUUCGAGGAAUAG